Messenger RNA from Dreissena polymorpha, 2011 nucleotides. RefSeq names its product cytochrome P450 2F3-like. Lineage: Eukaryota; Metazoa; Mollusca; Bivalvia; Myida; Dreissenidae. The coding region runs from base 219 to 1697 and encodes 492 amino acids. Gene Ontology annotation, molecular function: iron ion binding; oxidoreductase activity, acting on paired donors, with incorporation or reduction of molecular oxygen; heme binding. The transcript has a single exon. The record is from RefSeq and is a predicted model, not a curated record.
AAGAAGUUAUCGGUAUUCAGUACAUCGGUAUAGAAGGUAAUCAUUGCUAUGCUGUGUAAAUUCUAUAGCGCGGAUAGCAUAUAAACGAUUGCUUUACCUUUAAGUGCGAUAUAAAAAAACGUAUAACAACGCUCUUGGGCCGCAAGCACGAAACAAGAUGUUUAAAAGUGGUUCUAAAUAAAAAAAAAGUUGUUUUGAUUGGAUUUACAAUAUCGGACAUGUUUGCCGCAUCGAUAUUAAAUAUAUUUCCGCUGCAGGACAGUACAGGCGUACUUGUUUUCAUUGUGACAUUUCUACUGAUCUACUGGUCAACUCGGAGACAUCCUGGCAUCCCUCCAGGUCCUGGUCGCUGGCCGAUCAUCGGUAACCUGGGGUCGCUAGCGGGACCGGACAAACUCAAGGUGUUCCGCGAUCUUCGCCUUAAAUACGGCGACGUAUUUGCACUGUAUUUUGGUUCGGAACUAACCGUUAUACUGAAUGGAUACGAAGCGAUUAAAGAUGCAUUCUUAAAGCAAGGUCGCCAAUUUUCAUUUCGACCCGAGAAUGACUUCGUUAGGCGGUCAGUGAUCUCCAAUCUGAUAUUUGGCAAUGGUCCGGAGUGUAAGGCCAAGCGUGUUUGCAUUAUGAACGCUUUCCGUGAUUUAUGCUUCACUCGAAAUGGUGUCGUUUUGGAGCAAAUUGUACACGAUGAAUUAGACUUUCUUAUUGAAAUAAUUACAAAAAACGCGAAAGCAUUUUGUCCAAGGAAAACAAUGUCGAUGAGUUUUGCCAGUGUGAUCUUUAACAUUCUCCAUGGUAAACGUCCCGAACGUGGUGAAAAACGCUUUCAGUGGUAUAUGGACACGCUUGACCAAGGGUUUGAAGUCUUUCUUAGAAGUCAAGUGCGGCAUUAUUGUUUUCCAUGGUUGGACAAACUUCCGGGUGACCUUCUUCGAUUACAAUAUGCAAAGGAUGUAUCGGUAUCAGUGAGCGAGUUCUUUGAAGAAAUAUUUAAGGAGAGGGAAGCGGCUUCCCUACCAGGAUCUCGGGACUGCUUGUUAGAUUUCUUCUUGUCCGAGGACUCCCCUGUGGCACGUGACGAGAUUUGGAAAUGUCAUCAUGACCUCAUGGGGGCUGGCAGUGAAACAUCGGCUACCACCAUGAACUGGAUGAUUCUCCUUCUAGCUCUUUAUCCAGAUGUCCAGGCAAAAUUAUACGCCGAGAUCACGCGAAAGAUCGGUAAAGAGUUACCCGCGAUUAGUGACCGUUCCAAAAUUCCUUACGUGGAAGCAGUGAUACUUGAAACUUUGCGGAUUGGAAGCAUCGUGCCUUUGGGCGUGCCCCAUUUUGUUAAGGAGGACGUGUCAUUUAGAGGUUUCUUAAUACCCAAAGGCACAACUGUUAUCGCCAUUUUAUCCUCCGUGCACCACGAUCCCUCGGUGUUUUCUGAUCCAUACGCAUUCAGGCCAGAGCGUUUCCUUGACGAAUCCGGGCUCGUUUUGCAACCAUCGGAGCAAGUGAUCCCUUUUUCUAUGGGUCAGAGGUCGUGUAUAGGGGAAUCCAUAGCUCGCAUCGAGCUGUUCUUGUAUGUUACAAGGAUCGUGCAAAACGUGGAGUUUAAAUUACCUGCUGGUUGCAAAAGGCCAACAAGUAAUGGUGUGUUCGGACUGACGUACAGACCUGAGGACUAUGAUGUUGAUAUUAAGAAGAGAAAUUAGAAGGUCUACACAUAGAUGUAUGCAAAAAAUAAACUGUUGAUUUCAAUUCAAUGAAAAAGUGCCAUAUUUAGAUAUGAACCAUAUUGGAAGAAUGUCUCAUUUGCCAAUGAAAUGUAAAUUAUCCCAUUAAAUUGGUUUAUUCAUAUUUUAUACUGUUCAGGUUGUAUCAGAACGAACAAUUGAAGAGUAAAUAACAUUUUCGUGUUAGAAAGAAUCUUGUCUGACAUCUUAAUUCUACCAAUAAUUGAAAAGAACGUCUUAAUAUAUGUAUGUUUACUCAUCAUGAACAAAACAAUAAAUAUAUUGAAAGCGGG